Panicum hallii is the source of this 1075-nucleotide messenger RNA. Its product is annotated as dirigent protein 22-like. The record is from RefSeq and is a predicted model, not a curated record. The transcript has a single exon. Bases 232 to 783 code for a protein of 183 amino acids. NCBI's taxonomy places the organism in Eukaryota, Viridiplantae, Streptophyta, Magnoliopsida, Poales, Poaceae.
CUGCCCAAGCAAAGCAUUGCCGUCCUACCACUUGUCACUUUCCUCCUGUUCAUGGAGCAGCUUUCUGACCCCAACCGCCGCCCGCCACGCGUCACCAAGCAUUUCCACACCUACAACACUCCACUGACCACUCCACUAUAAAUCGUACUAGCUCGUGAACCAGCUCGGAGACCCACCCAAGAUCACACUCACAUCACAGUCGACACUCCACUUCGCACUCAAAGCUCAAAGAUGGCGAAGAAAGGAGUGACGACGACGGUCGUGCUCUUCCUCGCCCUGGUCGCCGAAGCCCACGCUGUCCACGGCGCCGGGCGGCGCAAGGAGGAGGCGGCCGACCCGACGCACCUCCAAUUCUACUUCCACGACACGGUGAGCGGCAAGUCGCCGACGGCGGUGCGCGUGGUGGAGCCGCCGCCGGCCGCGUCGUCGUCGCCGAUGUCCAUGUUCGGGAUGGUGAACGUGAUGGACGACCCGCUGACGGAGGGGCCCGAGCAGGGCUCCGCCCCCGUCGGCCGCGCCCAGGGGCUGUACAUGGGGUCCGACCAGGCCAGGCUCGGCUUCCUGCAGGCCAUGAACCUGGUGCUCACGUCGGGGCCCUACAACGGCAGCACGCUGGCGCUGCUCGGCCGGAACUGCCCGCUCGACGCCGUGCGCGAGCUCCCCAUCGUCGGCGGCACGGGCGCCUUCCGCUUCGCCCGCGGCUACGCGCUGCUGCGCACGCACUGGCUCGACGUCCGCACCGGCGACGCCACCGUCGAGUACGACGUCUACGUCAUGCACUAGUAGCACGGACGGAGGGAGUGCGGCUUCUUCUUUUUUCACAAAUCAGCCUUUUGCUCUUUUCGCAGCUUGUAGCUUGCGUGUUUCGUGUCCAUCAGAAGGUUCGGAACUUUUGUGUUCAGAAAAGAAGUUUCUUUUUUUAUUUGAAAUAAACCAGGAGUGGAGAUUAUCUUGGUAUUUGAAAAAUGAGGCACUAGCAUCUACUUUUAUCUGUUAGUGGAGUGUGCGUUUCUGUCAACCCCCACCAUAUAUUUUCUGAUGAGAUGAAAGUGGCACAAAUGAUGCUCUCUGCUCU